Polyodon spathula (Mississippi paddlefish) is the source of this 3554-nucleotide messenger RNA. RefSeq names its product GPN-loop GTPase 2 (gene gpn2). The transcript is spliced from 6 exons. The record is from RefSeq and is a predicted model, not a curated record. NCBI's taxonomy places the organism in Eukaryota, Metazoa, Chordata, Actinopteri, Acipenseriformes, Polyodontidae. Gene Ontology annotation, cellular component: cytoplasm. Bases 112 to 1041 code for a protein of 309 amino acids. Gene Ontology annotation, molecular function: GTPase activity.
CUGCGUUUCUUAUCGGCGGUUAUUCACUGCUGUACCAGCUUCCUUUUUCAGAUCCGGUGCGCCUUUCUUUAAAAACGGACACAGUAAUGGUUUAAAGGAACGAGAGACAAGAUGUCCAAGCCUCCUUGUGUGAUGUUUGGCCAGGUGGUGAUUGGUCCCCCAGGCUCCGGUAAGACAACCUACUGUCUCGGCAUGCAGGAGUUUCUGACAAAGCUAGGUCGCAAGGUCGUGGUGGUGAACCUUGACCCCGCCAAUGACGGCCUUCCUUACCAGUGCUCAGUGGACAUUGCAGAGCUGGUGACUCUCGAUGAUGUCAUGGACGGGCUGAAACUGGGGCCCAAUGGUGGGCUGAUUUACUGCAUGGAGUACCUGGAGGCCAAUUUCGAUUGGCUGGAGAAGAAACUGGAACCGUUCAAAGGCUGCUAUUUUCUUUUUGACUGCCCCGGACAGGUGGAACUUUACACACACCAGAACUCGGUGAAGAAUAUUUUUGCACAGCUGACAAAGUGGAAUUUUAGGCUGACUGCUGUCCACUUGGUGGAUUCCCAUUAUUGUGCAGACCCUGCCAAGUUCAUCUCAGUGCUGUGCACCUCGCUCUCCACCAUGCUGCAUGUGGAACUGCCCCAUGUGAACGUCCUUUCCAAGAUGGAUUUAAUGGAACAGUUUGGGAAACUUGCAUUCAACCUUGACUAUUACACCGAAGUGCUGGAUCUCUCGUAUUUGUUGGAGCAUUUGGCCUCGGACCCAUUUUUCAAGAAGUUCAAACGCCUGAAUGAAAAGCUUGUGGAAUUGAUUGAAGAUUACAGUCUGGUGUCCUUCGUACCUUUAAACGUGCAGGACAAGGAGAGUAUGGUCCAGGUGAUGAAGGUGGUGGAUAAAGCAAACGGGUACUGCUUCGGGGAUCUGGAAGAAAGAAGCAUGGAGGCAAUGAUGUCAGCAGCGGUGGGAGCGGAUUUUCAUUUUGCUUCGACCUUGGCUGUGCAGGAGAAGUAUUUGGAAUCGAAUACAAAGACAGUGGAAGAGGAGGUGAUGGAUCUGUAGGGCCAAGCACAGUACAGGUGUGGGUCUUCUGACCAUGUUGAAGAAAAUGUCUUUACCUUCCUUCAAGGGCUUCAACUAUUGAGCUUGGACACACACACACACUUGGUGAAAUCAUUCAUGGCUCUGAAAAGAUCACACAAAUUAUGAUCUUAUACUCGGUCUGGGAAUAUGAAGAAUCGCAUGUAAAUACUAAACAAAAUAUAUCAUGAAAAUGUUGUGUACUGUUUUUGUGAAUUUUGUCAUGAUUGUCAAAGUUUAUUUUAUAGCUUGUCUAAGAUCUUCAACCGAAGAGAAAUGAAAAUAUUGCUAGUGCUAUUAAGAGGUAUAUCGUCUCAUGCAUAGGUUUCCACUUAUGAUCCAUAAGUAUGUCCCAGAUGGUCCUUGAAAAAUGUUUAUCUUGCAUGCAUUUAUCAAUGACUUCAGUUUUAAUACGCGAUUGUUUUUUAUGACCAUAAGGACCAUAUCUUUAAGGCCUGUCUUUAAUUAACUCCAAUUUUUUGAAAGAGGUAUAAAACAUCUGUUAAUGCUACAGAACUAGAUAGAACCAAACAACUGAGUUAUCUAUUUCUAGCGCUCUUAAGCACUCAUUCAUUAUAUAAAAAUUAACAUGAUUUUUUUCUCCUUUCAAAAAAUAGGAGUUGAUUAAAGAAUGGAGGAAAACGUUAGGUGCCAUUACUUUUAGAUAUGUUUAAAUGUGUGUGUUUUUAGUCUCAUCCCUAAACACCAAGACCACACCUCAGAAAAGCUGGUAUCCAUGUGUCCUAGAGGCCUGUUUUCUCCUGAUAAACUGAAGUAUUUCAAUCACUUGAGAUGAAAUUCCUUUUUACCCCACGAGGGGGCAAAGUGCAGCAUUAGCAAUGGAGCUGCAGGAUUGCCUCCAAAAAUAUUUUCGGUGAUCAGGAUUUGGGUCUUGCGCAAAACUGUAGAACCCCAAUGGAUUAAGAGCUAUGAAAGCUGUAGAAAUGUAUUUGUUCUGUUGUUAAAUUCCACAGCUGGAUCACUGCAUGGGAGUCCUCCUAUCUGAUUCAGAGAGUCAUUACAAAGGCAUUAGCCAAAGCAUUUGUCUUGACUUUGUUUCUCAUCAUUUUUGUUUCAUCAACUUUAGCUGGGCCAUUGGCGGGUCAGUCAGUCAACAAGAAAAUGUCACAGCUAUUAGUCGCACUGUGUCUGUGCGGCAGAAUUAUGCGAUCGCUUGUUAAGCCUUCUCGAAGGACAUGUCAUGCAUUAGGACCUGCUGAAGAUGGCGUGCUGGUGGUCAAAGAAAGUGUGCUCAGCUGACAACAAUGUCUCACUCAGGUCUGAAAAUGUCCUUCAUUAGGAAAACCACACAGAGAUCAGAGGAGCGGGCAGGGGCAACUGCAGGCUCAGCACACACCCAGCCAAUGUGCAGCGGCAGUGUUAUACGCAUUGAGCUGUUUUAUCAUGGGGCACAAUAAAUGACAGAUGGUCCGGAGAUUAUUGGGAUGAUCAACGUGGCGUUUGCAAAUGAUACCUGAUGAUACAGCUUGAGCGGGGCAGCACACUUUGCAGCACUGUGUUGUGAAGUUAAACAUCGCAGCUCAAUUAACACUGACAGCCUCACAAGGAAACCCAGCCUCCUGCAUGUGUGUGUGUGUGUUUAAGAUGCAUCUCCUUGAUUAAGGCAGAUGUAUGCCACUUGGAUUGUAGAAGACGAAUCACAUACUGACAAUGAUAGAGUACAAACCGAUCAUGAAAACAUCAAUAGACUAAAGUCACAAAAUACUGUAAGAGCAGUUGAUCUAGACACAUAAAAGCUCAGAUUGACAGUAAGUAUCGCUUUCCAAGUGACCUACAAACUCAGUAAAUGUUUGGCCAUUUUUUAAAGUUGCAUAUUUAGUAAAGCUCUUCCUUAAGACUUUUACACAAGUUUGUAUAUUAAUAUGCCAAACUGAAAGUAUUGCCAGGCUAUUAAAGCCUUCUUAAUUUAAACCAGUGUUGACUCUCUCUCCGAGGCUGAACAGUUACUGGUCUGACACCAGUUUGCCAAAUUGUUCCAUCCCUUGGGCCUGUCUGUAGGCAGAGCCUGACCUGGAGGAAUUCAUUUGGGUUUCAUUGCUGAGCUGUUAAUCAUUCUCUCAACCGACACGUUAGUUCAGUAUGGUCAUGGGACUGUGGUAUUAUCCUCUCUUAACGUUCCUGCAGCCCUGUGUGAAGACUGUGUAGUUUGUAAUGUGCACCUGGGGAAACCUGGGUAAUGAGAUCUCACCACAUUCACUUUACAGUAAAAAGUGCAGCACGCCUUAAUUGUACAAAUUUGACAUACUUUUCCACGGGUUAUACUUUAGUGUAGAAGGGCCCUUCACUAAUUUACUGUUUUCUGAAUGUCAUGGUUUUUUAUUGUGUGAAAUAACUAGGGAGCUCUGUGUUUGUGACAGAUCUACUUAAAACUGCAAAUUAGUUGGAGAUCACAAGUUUGUGUGUAUCGGUGAAAAAUGGAACCAAGGGCUGCUGUUUUCAAACUAAAAAGUACGCAAUAAAGUUAAAAAAAGAAA